ACUGCUGCUUCUUGUUCGUAUGCUUGUGAAGGUCUUGGUUCGUAACUGGUCAGUAACUCUAUAUAAACCCCUCCACACCAGAAAGACCUGUAUACUCUACUUUUCCCUUCACCAUAUGCAAAUGUCUUAAGAAACCUCCUCUCUCUAGCUUCUCUUUCUAAAAAGGAUUUCAUCGAAGAUGUGUGGAGGAGCAAUUCUCUCGGACUUUGUCCCCGCCUCCUGUUUCCGGAAGUCGAGUGGGAAGGAACUGUGGUCUGAACUUGACAAUGACCUCCUUGGCUUGGAUUCCGAUGUCGGCAAAGACCAAUCAAGCCAUUUCGAAAGCUUUAAUCUUGCUCCAAAACCAAUCAAGCCCAGCAAAGUGAAAACUGAGAAGCCAAGCCGAGUGGAGGCUACGGAGGGCAAAAAGCAGAGAACUCGUAAAAACGUUUACAGAGGCAUUCGGCAGAGGCCGUGGGGCAAGUGGGCGGCGGAGAUUAGAGACCCACAAAAAGGUACCCGAGUCUGGCUCGGCACCUUCGGCACAGCCCAAGAAGCCGCCCGAGCCUACGAUGAAGCCGCGAUUCGCAUCCGCGGAGACAAGGCCAAGCUCAAUUUCACCCACCCACAGCCUCAAUCUACAGCUGCCGUUCCGCCGGUCAAAAAGCGCUGCCUUCAACUUAUCAUGGACACGGAGUCCAGUCAGGCAUUUUACCAAACACUUACACCACAACCACAACCGUUACUCCCGCCACAGCCUUUCGUUGACUACGGGUUCGAGAAUUUCCUUCCCAGUGAGACCCAGCUGGAAGAGAAAAUGUCAAGCCUGGAAUCGUUGAUUUUGGGUCUGGACCAAGUCGAGUCCACGGCACCUGAGACUAGCUCAAACGAGUCGUUGGAGAAUCAGUGGAUGCUCGACAACGUCGAACAGCAUCAACUUCGUUUCCCGUUUUAAAAAAUAAUUAGUAUAUAUAUCAGAGCAUUAAUGCCCUUAACGAAGCUCUUUCAAUCCUGUUUAAGAUUCCCGUACUGUUUAUGUCCUUUUUAAUUUUGGAGUUUAUGUUAUUGUGAUAAGGUUGCAUGUGAUUGCAUACAUCAUGGUUUUUUUUU
Molecule: messenger RNA, 1089 nt
Organism: Tripterygium wilfordii
Lineage: Eukaryota; Viridiplantae; Streptophyta; Magnoliopsida; Celastrales; Celastraceae
Product: ethylene-responsive transcription factor RAP2-3-like
Exons: 2
Coding region: 179-934 (251 amino acids)
Biological process (GO): ethylene-activated signaling pathway; regulation of DNA-templated transcription
Molecular function (GO): DNA-binding transcription factor activity; DNA binding
Source: RefSeq, a predicted model, not a curated record